Synchiropus splendidus (mandarinfish) is the source of this 2062-nucleotide messenger RNA. Its product is annotated as target of Myb1 membrane trafficking protein-like. Lineage: Eukaryota; Metazoa; Chordata; Actinopteri; Syngnathiformes; Callionymidae. Gene Ontology annotation, biological process: signal transduction. The record is from RefSeq and is a predicted model, not a curated record. Gene Ontology annotation, molecular function: clathrin binding; ubiquitin binding; phosphatidylinositol binding. The transcript has 15 exons. The coding region runs from base 97 to 1560 and encodes 487 amino acids. Gene Ontology annotation, cellular component: membrane; endosome.
AGAAAAAUAGAGCAACAGGAAGCCUCGCAGUUUCCGCCCCAGCGGAGUGAAAAACGUAAUACCGGCGAGAUAAAGACUCACCCGAGAUUUACCGGGAUGUUUUCUUUAGGGGAGAAAAUAGAGUUUCUUCUUGGGAAUGCCUUCUCCACGCCUGUCGGCCAGAGAAUCGAGAGAGCAACCAGCAGCUACCUGCAGUCAGAGGACUGGGGUCUGAAUAUGGAGAUAUGUGACAUUAUCAACGAGACAGAUGAGGGGCCAAUGGAUGCUGUUAAAGCUAUUAAGAGGAGAAUAGUUGGCAGCAAGAACUUCAGAGAGAUAAUGCUGGCUCUCACUGUUCUGGAAGCCUGUGUGAAGAACUGUGGUCACCGCUUUCAUGUGCUAGUGACAUCACGGGAGUUUGUUGAAGGGGUUUUAGUCCGUUCCAUAUUGCCUAAAUACAACCCCCCCACAGCCCUCCACGACAGAGUGCUCAGUCUCAUACAGUCAUGGGCAGAUGCGUUUCGCAGCGUUCCGUCUCUAGUAGGAGUGGUGUAUGUAUACGAUGACCUGAGGAAACGAGGGCUGGAGUUCCCCAUGACAGACCUGGAUGCUCUCUCACCCAUACACACUCCCAGCAGGAGUGUUCCAGAAAACGAGAUUCAGGAGACAAGCCCUGGCGUUGGCCAAUCACAACCACCAUCACGUGAGCCCGCUCCCAUUUCCUCACCACCAGUCCAGAGCAACGAUGGACCGGUCUCACUAUCAGUAGAACAGGAGCAGAAGUUGCGGAGUGAGCUGGCACUCGUGAAGGGAAACCUCACAGUCAUGUCAGAGAUGCUAAAUGAGCUGAAACCGGGGAAGAGUGGGGCGGACGACACUGAACUUCUCCAGCAGUUGUACUCAGUGUGUAAGAACAUGCAGACACGGGUGGUGGAGCUGAUCCCGCAGCUGGUGGACGAAAGCUUCAUAGAGGAGCUACUGGUGAUCAACGACGACCUGAACAAUGCUUUUAUCCGAUACGAGAGGUUUGACAGGCAGAACAAGGCCCAUCUCACAAACACUCCAGAGCCGAAUCCCAUGGACAGAUUGAACCUUAUUGAACUGAACCCUGAACCACCAACGCUCAAUCAGCCGGCUGUCAUCCCCACCUGCAGCCAACCGGCUGUGAGCCUGUGGAGCAGUCCUACACAGCCUGCUAACCACAAAGCUGAAGAGGAGUUUGAUAUGUUUGCCCAAACCAGAGGAAGCUCGCUGGCUGAGCAGAGGAGGAGUGUGAAAUAUGAAGACCCUGGUGCUGUUGAGGGUCUCGCUGGAGCACUUGAUUCAAAGCUGCAUGUCAUCGGAAGUACAUCACAAGAGAAGAACUCUGUGCAAAACGACCUUGACAGAUGGCUCUCCUCUGACCAGCAAGACCAGUCUGCUGUUUCGGAGGGAAUGUCAAGCCAAGAGUUUGAAAGGUUUUUGAAAGAUGAGGCGAAGACAGACCAGGUGCCCCGUAGCAACUGUCCUCCUACGUCCAGAACGUCAUCGCAGUCCAACCGGCAGCAGGAUCAAACAAAUGACCAGCUUUUUUCACUCUGAGCUGAGAAUCCCCCACAAAAUCAAUGUAGUUGAAUUAGGCCCCUCCCACACACGCAACUAGUGAAUGUUGGUAUUGCUGCAUGUUAUGUCACUGUUUUUAUGAAUUACAAAACAAGAUUGAUAAAGAGUUUGAGUAAUGUAAUGUCAUCUGUCCGUCAUCUGUCAUCUGCCUAUCCCAUGUCCGGUCACGGGGCAGCACUCAAAGGAAAGAGGCCCAGAUCCCCUUGGGUGAGGUGUUUCCGGGUCAAAUCAGAGACUUUGACCCUCCUGUGUGUCCCGAGUUAGCCCCAGGGCCGUCUCCAAUGGAAUGUUGAUCGAGAAAAUUUCCUUUACCACGGUCCUCAUGACUGAUAGUCAACCUCACGCUGCAUCCUUCCAUCACUCCUGAACAACACCCGAAGAUGCUUGAACUCCCACCACCCCUUCACCCACUGAGAACCAUGCUUGUUUUUUUACACAAAUAAAAUACGCUGUUUUCUCCAAUGUUUGCUUUUUUUCUAUC